UAUUCACUGCCACUCUUUUUAUCCGUUUCGCUUUUAUGAGGCACAAAAAGCUUUUUUGCGUCAGUUUGCGUUGCACUCUUCGAGGGAAAGUGCAGCGAUGGAAAAUCAGCGGAAUAUGACCGAUUUGCCGCUGGAAGUUCUGGAUCGCAUAUUCAGAUACUGUGGAAACACAGUCAACAAGGUGAACUUGGCCCAAGCGCAUCCAUAUUUUGUGGAAGCAUUUGUUUACCACAGUCGAAAUGCCUUCAAAGACAUAUAUUACCUCACUGGAAUAAGCAUGAGUUGCUGGGAAUAUAUUCUGCCGCUUUGCGGAUCCAAUGUGAAUCUUAUUAAAAGAUCAGCUUAUAAGACUAAUGAUCUUAGCUUGGACAACUUGAUUUUACAGCAUUGUCACAACUUGAAAGACAUUAGUUUAAGUUUUGAUGUCGAAGGCUUGAAUUAUGUUUCCAAUUUCAUAAGCGACAAAAAAAACUCAGUCAAGUCACUUGAUCUGCACUUCAAAGGAUCAAGGACAUCGGAAGAUCAAAUCAAGUUACUUGAGGACCUGCCUGACUUACCUCAUCUGACAAAGCUGCGGAUAAAACAAACUCCUUCUGACGAUCUGCAUUGCAUACAAAAGUUCAUAAAUUUGACGGAGCUGGAUUUAGAAAUAGUUCGAGAGUUUUAUCCGAAGGUUGCACCCGCCGAUCCAGUUGAUAUAUUCUCCAUCUGUGCCCCCCUCAAAAAGCUUCGACUUCUCAAAGUAAAAGGAAUCGAUAUAGCAUCCGACGAUCCCGAGGUCAACCCGACAUUAAAUUCUUUGGAAGAUUUGAACAUUGUACAUUGUGAUAUUUCAAUGGAGUUUCCUGUUUUUCCCAAGCUUAAAGUAAUCCAAUUUAAUUACAUAAGAACCUUUACCAGUGCGUCUUUAGUCCGCAAAUCUAUUAUUAAUCAGGGAGAAACCCUGGAGAGAUUGCUUUUCCUUCGUGGAACUACGCCUUAUGAUGGCGAGGGACUACUUGAACUGGUUAAAGGAUGCAGAAAACUUCGAUACUUUCUGGCACCGAUACACGCGGUCAAGUUCACCUUGGACCUUGUUACCAGAUUAAUAAAUGAUUUAAAGAAAAACGGGUACACGACGGACGAUCCUUUGGAACUGGUGAUGGACGAAUAUUUCAAACUCAAGUGGCUUUGUCACUGGCUGAAGUUCGCAUCAAGCGAAAAGUUAAUUAAACCUCGUCUGGAUGAGCCUGUGGAAUAUAACCUUAAAAACUAUCCUUGGUACUAGAAAGAAGUAAGAAAGAUUUUCGCUAAGUUCCACUUAAAACUUAAAUUUAUAAAAUGACUGUAAAAAUUAAUGUAUAAUCUUUUCCAACCACCAACUUAUAUUGAUUUUUCCAUCAUAAGUAUUAACAUUUUUUCAGUAUCCGAUAAGCAAAAGACUUUUUAAAGAUAUUAGAGAUUUUAGGAAAUGUUUACUGGAAUGCGGCAUCUAUGCUUUUCUUUUAUUUUUGUAAAGAUAGUUGCUGAUAGUAUAAUACUUUUUGUAAGCGAACACUUUAACAAAUUGAAUAAAAAUAUUACUGUCAAUAUAAGAGAUUUUAUUAAUAAAAACAAGGUCGUUUACAAAAUGUCAUCGAACUUUAAGGAAGAGAAACCAACGGUUUCAACCAACGGUUUGUUUAUUAUUUUGUUUGAACCCCAAAAACCCCCCUCGAGUAAGUAGGUUUUUUCAAUCAGAUGAUAUAGUGGAAGUAUUUACAUAUAGCAUUAUACAAAUAUUUUGUAUUAAUAUGCUCAUUCCAUUAAAUUGUUCUUCUCCCUAGUUUGUAGCAUUCGGAGGUUUACAAAUUUGGUGGAGCUGAACUUAGAAAUGUAUAGAGAG
This is a messenger RNA of Drosophila ficusphila, 1864 nucleotides long. RefSeq lists its product as uncharacterized. The record is from RefSeq and is a predicted model, not a curated record. The coding region runs from base 98 to 1267 and encodes 389 amino acids. Lineage: Eukaryota; Metazoa; Arthropoda; Insecta; Diptera; Drosophilidae. The transcript has 3 exons.